Messenger RNA from Saimiri boliviensis boliviensis (Bolivian squirrel monkey), 821 nucleotides. NCBI's taxonomy places the organism in Eukaryota, Metazoa, Chordata, Mammalia, Primates, Cebidae. The record is from RefSeq and is a predicted model, not a curated record.
UUGUAUCUAGACCCAUUUUAAAUCAAGCAGGUUCCCUUCAGACCAGUCAUCUCAGGGGAGGCAGCUGAGGCGGGGAGUGAGCUGUCAGUGGGGUGCGGCCCCCUAGCCAGGGGCUGGCCCUGCCAGCGUGCCUGUGUUUCAAAGAGGUGAAGUGCUGAACUGUGCGGACCGGGAGGCAAGGGAAGGUCCAAGUUGCUGGAGCGCACCCAAGGUGCCCCAUGGGGAACACGCUGAGUUGUUGUUUGUGCCCCAGAGGCAGAGGCAGACGCAGGCGAGGUCUGCGUAGGUGGCCUGAGGAUCUGUCCUUCGGCUCUGACAUCAAUGGGGCGGUGGCAAGCAAAGGUCCAGGCCAACACAGAAGGAACAAGUCCAACACCGGUGCCAGACCCAUUUGGUGCCCGUGCUGGCUGUGUGGGGCGGUGUCCGGCAGCUAUGACCUCGACGAGGCAGUGUCGAGCACAAGUGCAGACCAAGACAGAGAGGAGCAGAGGCCGGGCAGAGAGAUCACGGUGCUCCCCAAUGCCAGACCCAAGCAGAGCCAGCACAGGGUGCACUGGGCAGAACCGAUCUGCAGCCAUAACAUCAAUGAGAGGGAGGUGGCGAAAGCGCCAGACCGUACUGCUGUGGAGCCUGCCCUGCGGGAUUUGGGAGCCGGUGACGGCCAUGACCUGCAGCACAUCAGCGACCAGGAGAUGCCCAAAGGUCUUGCUUCUGACCGUCCAAGGGCAAGCACACUCUUCCUGAGAAAGUAUCAAAUGAGUGUGCAAGAAAAGAGGAGAAGCUUUCGCAUAUAUUCUGUAAUUAAACUUUCGAAAAGUUAA